CUUAUCAACACUUAUAAACACUUAAAGGGGGGGUGUCAGGAGGAUGGGGCCAGGCUCUGCUCAGUGGUGCCCGGGGACAGGACAAGGGGUAACGGGCACAGACUUGACCAUGGGAAGCUCCACCUAAACACGAGGAGGAACUUCUUUGAGGGUGGCAGAGCCCCGGCACAGGCUGCCCAGAGAGGUGGGGGAGUCUCCGUCUCUGGAGACAUCCCCAACCCGCCUGGAGGCGUCCCUGUGCCACCCGCUCUGGGUGACCCUGCCCUGGCAGGGGGUGGAGGAGAUGAUCUCCAGAGGGCCCUUCCAGCCCUAUGAUUCUACGAUACAGUCGAAGAAAAAAAACCAGUUCCGGGAGGCGCAGAAGUCAGGUUGCAGCUCCAAGCUGCACAAACAGUUUGAGACACACGCUGCCAAAGCACGCCCGGUGUCUGCCCAACCCCGCUCCGUUCCCCGCAGCCUGGCACCCCCUCGCUGUUUUGCCUGGGCUGAGCUAAAGCAGUUUCCAGUCUUAAAACCCUCCGCGUCCAGGGAGCUCCCCGGUACCUGCAAACGCAUCCCGAGCGCUCUCUGCAUCCCUCAGAGAUCCGUCCUACUUCCGGAGGCGUUUGGGCUCGCAGGUUGGGCAAGUCCACCGCAGAGCGUAGGUAACGCUGUGAUUUUAUCAGAAGCGGGAAAAAAAUAAGUGGUUAGUCUAAGGAACGCGGGAACGGCUCAUUUAGUAAGGCUCUCGCAAAGUAAACGGGCAGAAAACAGAGCCUGUGUGCUGCCACCUAUCUUAUUCUCAGUCAGCUCGCCGACCCCACCAGUAUGGACCGUUUACUCACUGGAAGGGGCUUUAACAGGUAUUUAGAAGUAUGAAACAGAGACCAGCCUUUUACCCACCUGUGCGAUACCCUCUUUUAAAAAAAAAAUACGAAAUCGCGUCUCUCAGCACACAGAGCCCUUCAAGCCCCUGGGAUUCUUUGUGCCGCCCCCACAGAUCCCGCUGCGCUCAGCACCUGGAGAUUGCUUCGCCACACGAAGAAAAUGCACUUGAGUUUUCAAAACAAGCCGUUUUGGGAAAGCCUGCAUUUAAAAAACGGCCUGGAGGACUGGGACAUGGCAGAGGAGCUCAAACUCACCGUCACUGCUGAAAGGUCUCUGAAAGGAGCUGGCGGUCAGCCCCACCUGUGGAUGUGGGUGAAGCCCAGCCUGGUCUGCCCCAUCCCCGGGAGCUCCGGCACAGCCCCGGCCGGAUCCCACAGCCCGGUGGUCACGGGUGCCACGGAAACCUCCUCUCCGAACACAUCCUGGGACAACGCCAAGCCGGACUGCUCCGAGGAGGACGCGCUGCCAGCCUCCAGCCGGGCUGGAAAGCUUACUGAGGAGGAAGAGGCCUCACGCGUGGACAUCCCAGUUCCUCAGGAGAUGCCGGAAACUCCCGAACAACAGGCGAUGCCAAUGCCUUGGAAAUCUGUGGUCCUCAGAGCUCAGAGCGUGAAGCUCAAGCGCUCCAGGCGGACGACCCCCAAAAUCAAGGGAGGCUGGCCCCGUCCCCCCCUGAAUUACUGCAUCCUCAUCACCCUCGCCCUGGGCAACAGCGCAAGUGGCAGCCUGACCGUACAGCAGAUCUACCACUUCACACGGCAGCACUUCCCAUUUUUCAAAACGGCCCCCGAGGGCUGGAAAAGCACGAUCCGGCACGACCUGUGCUUCAGCAGCUGCUUUGAGAAAAGCACUGGCUUUGCGUUUGGAGAGGGAAACCGCAAGUCCUGCCUGUGGAAACUGACCCCAGAAGGACGCAGGACGUUCCAGGAGGAAGCCCAGGCUCUGCCCGAAGAGGCUCUCAACCUGCCGCGCCACAGCAGGAGCGACCCGGGUAGGUGUCAGCGGGCGGGCGCCCCGCAAAAAGCAGAGGGAGUCGUCAGGCUGUGGUGGGAGGGUUACGGGUGAGCACCCGAACACUGGGGUCUGGGAAACACCACCAGACGCUCAGGGACCCCUGUAGUGAUACCCCCACAAGCAGGGCUGGGCCACCUUCUGUAAUGAAACCAACUCAGCGGGAGAAACACCAGACUGCGUUAAAUCAGAGCCCUCACCUCACUCCCGCGUUGCUCAGCAAUGCGAUACCUCUCAGCUUAACGGGGGUAGGAACCGAGGCCGUAGCAUCAGUGCCCGAGCUGUCGUUACAGCCCAAUUAACUGUUGCGACUUCUCUCUCCAUAUCUUUUGCAGAUCUCGUGGGAUCUCUGUUGGGCCUAUGAUUCCUUCUGGCUCCCUGCUCCUGAAACACGUGCCAUGUCUUUUCAAACCAGGCUUGUUUUCUUGGGUGCUGCCGCAGGUGGCUUCCCACGAACUGCACGUGGAAAUUAUGGGCAUCGUGACAUAAGGGCUCAAGCUCAGAAGGUGGGGAGGAGAAAGAUGACCAGUCUCAUUUCCUUCAGAAAGGCAAGUUUUCUCUGCAGCUGCACACAUCUGAAGUUGCGGAGCCGUUUUGGCAUGCGGCACCCGCUACGACUUCAACACCAAGUCCUCCACCCAAGCUGUUGCCCUGCGCAACGUUCUUGCGGUGGGGAGGACUAAGCUGCAGGAGAAGGUCGGGCUGUUCCCUAACCGAGGGUCCCAGCCCGAGGCCAGGGGCUGAGCAGAGGCGGCGUGAGCCGGCAGAGUGAGAGGAGCCCCCGCCACGCAGAGGUUAUCCCAGGCUGCUGUAACACCAGCAGGCGCGGGAUCCACAGAGCUGCUGGGCCGGCUGCUUUGCAGAGCGCGCGGAACCUCUGCAACGCUCCCUCGGCAGAAAUCAGCGAGUGCUGCAGAGUGCGAGGAGGGAGAGCGUGAUCUCAGGGAGGCAACGAAGGGAAAAACCAGCCAGUCGGGGCUUGCUGCUGUGCUGUUCGCUUACCCGCUUCUCCAGCAAGAGGCAGGAAAAUCAGGUCCCCAGGCCAGAAUGCAGGCAGGUACCAGGUGUCUAGUGUUCGAGAAGAGCAGAUUUGUCACACCUUCGUCCUGGCUGCUGCGGCAGUUGCUGGAGUAGCAGCGUGGUGGGUCCGGUUACGUCCAUGAUGAGCAGCAGGAGCCGGGGCGCCCGUCACAGGGACAAACAGCACAGAGCCAUGACACGAGCUCUGGAGCCCACUGCGGGGCUGUACCCAGACCUGACCCACAGGGCGAAGGUGCCGCGGGACGACCCGGCCCGACACGCUCGGCAGGGCUGGCUGGGGCACCCCGCGGAUCAGCUCCUUUCACGCCAGAGCAUAAAAACAGACAUGUUAAAAGUGAACCGAUGCCCAGGCUCAGGUCUAAGCGCAGGUACUGGGACAGGGCGGGUCUGGUCGGCCGGGCACUAACACCACGCGAGCCACGGCACGAGCCGGAGGGAGGGAGAGGAUGGCUGUCAGCCCCACGCAGGGCGGCACAGGCUGUCUGUCCUUCUGUCUGCCUGAGUGCGACCUGAUCCACGGCCAACGGUCUUUGGAGGCCUGGCUGCGCUGGAUGGCGGCAGGGAGAUAACCUGGGCGCUGCAGUUCAGGUGCUCUCCUUCAGUGGCGUCAGGCUGGGCCACGAGCACCCUCUGCUCCGACUGAAUGCAAAAAAAACCCCAAACACAAAAACGGGUUUUGGCAGAGCUGUGGAUGGGCAGGAAAACGAAGGUGUCAGACCAAGGCUACCAGACAGACUGGUGAAAAGGCAGGUGGUGGGGUGUCAGCACGUUCUGGGGAUGUACGACGCGUCUCCAGAGAGCGUUCGUAACCAUCACUGAAUGGUUUGGGUCGGAAGGGACCUUAAAGCCCACCCCGUGCCACCCCCUGCCCCGGGCAGGGACACCUCCCACCCGCCCAGGCUGCUCCAAGCCCCGUCCAACCUGGCCUUGAACCCCUCCAGGGAUGGGGCAGCCACAGCUGCUCUGGGCAGCCUGGGCCAGGGGCUCACCGCCCCCACGGCCAAGAAUUUCCUCCUCGGAUCUCAUCUCAGUCUUUCCGUUUCAAAGAGGGGGGUCUCCCCCCUCGCCCCCCUGCCCAGGCUGCGG
Molecule: messenger RNA, 4005 nt
Organism: Chroicocephalus ridibundus (black-headed gull)
Lineage: Eukaryota; Metazoa; Chordata; Aves; Charadriiformes; Laridae
Gene: FOXR1
Product: forkhead box R1
Exons: 4
Coding region: 1027-1932 (301 amino acids)
Biological process (GO): regulation of DNA-templated transcription
Cellular component (GO): nucleus
Molecular function (GO): sequence-specific double-stranded DNA binding; DNA-binding transcription factor activity
Source: RefSeq, a predicted model, not a curated record